AUGCAGAUUCAGUGGAACGCCAAGGGAAUGCCUCCUGUCAUAACAAACAAAGGCUUAGUGAAAUCGACUUACGCGGCCCUUGAUUCCCAAGGCAUGCCGCCACACAGUAUCCCCGCCGAGAUGUGGCCAUUGAACCCGCAGACACUGCAAGGUUCAGCCACGGAGGGAACGCCGAUAUUCGCCGCCAGCAUCUUUCGCUUUGCGGAUGAGGAAGGCCUCGGAAUCUGUAUCUGCGCGCAUCAUCAUGUCUUUGAUGCAACUGGUCUAGCUGAGCUUAUUCGCCUUUGGUCGCUGGCUACCACUGGAAUUUUACCCACUGGUUCUUCCAAUGGGCUGGACAGAGUCAAUCAACUCACCAAAGCAUUGAAUGGUAGCCUUGAUGUGGCCUCGGCCCAUUCUGUUGAGGAUCUUGGGGACUCGCAUCCAGAAAUUUCAAGGGUCCCCCCAGCCAUGCCUAGUGAAUUCCCACCUUGUACCUCUAAGCUAUUCAGGAUUUCGAUGGACAAGAUCGAAAAGCUGAAGCAGAGAGUAAGUGGCUCAAUGACAGUUACGCCAACCACUACCAGCAUUGUCACGGCAAUGCUCUGGAUCGUAAUCACCCGGGCCCGUGCAAGAAGAACUCCUGCCCUCGCCAGCAGUACAACCCAACUCGUGUCUGCAGUGAAUUGCCGGCAGCGAGUAGGAUUGGGUUCAGAAAGAGGGAGUGUACCUUAUUUUGGAAACGUGGUACAGUAUGCCAUGGCCGCGCUAUCCAUCACCGAUCUGCAAGUGGUUGACGUUGUGCAUGAAACACUACCCCUGUGCCUGGCGGAAGUCUGCAGGAUCAUAUCUCAUUCCCAGUCUGUUGAUCGGAUCAACUCUGACUCAGUCGCCGAGCUAUGCAGCCUUGUCGCCCGUACAGAGGAUCUCAAAUCCAUUUUUCCUGGAUGGGAUUUAUUCUCAUCCCGGGAUCUUACUGUCACCAGCUAG
This is a messenger RNA of Clonostachys byssicola, 969 nucleotides long. The record is from the annotation of a GenBank genome assembly. NCBI's taxonomy places the organism in Eukaryota, Fungi, Ascomycota, Sordariomycetes, Hypocreales, Bionectriaceae.